This is a messenger RNA of Trichomycterus rosablanca, 4436 nucleotides long. Its product is annotated as myosin-binding protein C, fast-type-like. The record is from RefSeq and is a predicted model, not a curated record. The transcript is spliced from 40 exons. Gene Ontology annotation, molecular function: protein binding. Bases 30 to 4286 code for a protein of 1418 amino acids. NCBI's taxonomy places the organism in Eukaryota, Metazoa, Chordata, Actinopteri, Siluriformes, Trichomycteridae. Gene Ontology annotation, biological process: signal transduction.
UCAGACGAGCGAGAGAAUCGGCCGUCACCAUGCCUGAGCCAACCAAAAAAGCAGCGCAGGCUCCUCCUCCUGCAAAGGAAGCUGAUGCGGAGCCGCCUGAAGCUGAUGACACUGAAGGAGAACUCGAGUUGACCGAGCUGACCGGUCUGUUCAUAGAGAAACCAGAGAGCCGAGUGAUGACAGUAGGUGGUGAUGCCGUGUUCAUAGCGAAGGUGGACGCCACUGAUCUGGCGAGGAAGCCCACCAUGAAGUGGUUGAAGGGUAAAUGGUUGGAUCUGGGCAGUAAAGCAGGAAAACAUCUGCAGUUUAAAGAGUCCUACGACAGAAACACCAAGGUGUACACAUAUGAGAUGAAGAUAAUUAAGGCCAAACCAGGUGCUGCUGGAGGUUACAGAUGUGAAGUGACUUCCAAAGAUAAAUGUGACAGCUGCACCUUCGAGGUUUCAGUAGAAGCUGCUGAACAAGGACAAUCACAGGAUAUCCUCUCAACCUUCAAACGAGCAGCCAAGGGAGUGCUGAAGAUCGACCCCUCAGAUCUGGGAGACAGAAAAGUGUGGGUUCAGCUGUGCUGUGCAUUCCGUUAUGGUACUGAUGAUCUGGACCUGAUUGGGAUGUACUUCAGGAAGGAUAUCUGGCUCACUCGCGUCCAGCUUUAUCCCGACGCCGGACACAAACCCAAACUCACCGACAUGCACAACACACUGCUGAAGAAAGCUGGAGAGCAGGCCCACGCCUUCGCCUUCGAUAUCCCCACUAACCUGCCGUGCUCGAUGACUCUCCAGCCCGGUCCUGAUGAUCAGGGGAAGAAGCCCUGCGGCGUGGACUUCGAGGUGAAAGCGAUUGUAGCGAAAGUACCUGAAGAUCCAGAUGAGAAAAUUGACAAGAAAGACACGUGCCGUCUGAUCAUCCGUAAGAUCCAGUUCGCUCCUGCCAACACGGGAUCAGGACAGAAAGCUGAAAUCUGUAAGAACUUCAUGAUGUCUGAUAAACCGGUUCACCUGGAGGCCUCCAUCGAGAAAGACAUUUAUUACCACGGAGAAUCCAUUCCUAUCAGAGUCAAAGUGAAGAACGAAACCAGCAAAACUGUGAACAAGAUUAAAAUCACCGUGGAUCAGACGACGGACGUGAUUCUUUAUUCUGCAGAUAAAUACACCAAAACGGUUGUGUCUGAGGAGUUUACCGAGACGGUGGAAGCUAAUUCCUCCUUUGAUAAAGUGUUGAGCAUCACACCGUCUCUGGCUCAGAAUAAAGAGAAACGAGGAAUCGCCGUGGACGGAAAACUGAAGUACGAGGACACCAACCUCGCGUCCACCACCAUUCUGAGAGCCGGAAUGGAACGAGAGGUUUUGGGGAUCAUGGUGUUUUAUAAAAUUAAAGUUAAUCUGAUGGUGUCCUCAGGAGGGUUGUUGGGAGGAUUAACUGCCAGUGAGAUACUGGAUAGUGAUGAUGAUGAAGACGACAACCCCAUCACAGAGAGUCUUCAGGAGCAGGAACCUGGACCAGGCAGGCGUUCCUGUCAGUGCCAGUUCAGGGUGGUGCUGCGUUUAGCUGCUGGGGUGGUACUGGGCGUGUGUAUGGCAUCUUCGUGGACGUGGGCGGCUCACAGCGCCAGACGGGUUCUGACCCGCUUCAGGGCUCCGUUCUUCAUCACCUGCUUCUGCAGCAGCUGGAACCUCCUGAUGUUCCCUCUGUAUUACACCUCACACGUGGUGGCAUCGGGGCAGAGAGAGAUGCCCGCCGCCCACUUCCGGUACAUUAUGGAAGCCAAUGGGAACAUUCGCACUCUCACCAUUAAUAAAUGCGCCCUGUCAGACGAUGCAGCUUAUGAGUGUGUGAUCGGAGACGACAAGUGUUUCACUGAGAUCUACGUCAAGGAACCUCCCGUCACCCUCACCAAGCUGCUGGAUGAUUAUCAGGUGGUGGUUGGAGAGAGGGUGGAGUUCGAGGUGGAGGUCUCAGAGGAGGGAGCGCAAGUCAUCUGGUGCUACGAGGACGUGGAGCUGACCCGCGAUGACAGUCGCCGCUAUCGCUUCAAGGUGGACGGGAAGCGCCAUACUCUCAUCAUCCAGGAGGCGGUGCUGGAGGAUACAGGAAUGUACCACGCCUUCACCACCGGAGGGCACACCAAAGGAGAGCUCAUAGUGGAGGAGAAGGAGCUGGAGAUCCUGCAGAGCAUCGCUGACCUGACGGUGAAGUCUGCGGAACAGGCUAUGUUUAAGUGUGAGGUAUCGGACGAGAAGGUGACGGGGAAAUGGUUUAAAGAUGGAGUGGAGGUCCUGCCCAGCGAACGCAUCAAAAUCACACACAUCGGCAGAAUUCAUCGUUUGGUUAUAGAUGAUGUGAAGCCGGGUGAUGCUGGUGAUUAUACGUUUAUUCCUGAUGGUUACGCCCUGAGUCUCUCAGCUAAACUCAACUUCCUGGAAAUCAAGAUUGACUACGUUCCUCGUCAAGAUCCUCCUAAGAUCCAUUUGGACACGUCUGGUAAAACCGUCUCUCAGAACACCAUCAUUGUGGUCGCCGGUAACAAGCUCCGCCUGGAUGUGGAGAUCUCUGGAGAGCCUCCUCCAACUGUGUGCUGGAUGAAGGGUGAUGAGCAAGUGUCCGAUACAGAGGGGCGUGUCCGGGUGGAGAACAGGACGGGGCUGUGCAGUUUCGUUAUUGAGGGCGCGGUGAGGGAGGAUGAAGGGAACUACAGCAUCACCGUCACCAACCCGGCCGGAGAAGAUAAAGCCAACCUGUUCGUCAAAAUCGUGGACGUUCCUGACCCCCCCGAGCACGUGAAGUGUAUCGCUGUAGGAGAGGACACUGCCACCGUCACCUGGGAAAAGCCCAAGAUUGAUGGAGGUGCCCCAGUUAAAGGUUACCUGAUGGAGAGGAAGAAGAAAGGAUCUUCUCGCUGGACGAAGCUGAACUUUGACGUGUAUGAAGAUACCAAGUAUGAAGCUAAGAGGAUGAUCGAGGGGAUCCUGUACGAGAUGAGAGUUUACGCUGUCAACGGCAUCGGCGUGUCGGCACCCAGCCUCAACUCCAAACCCUUCAUGCCCAUCGCUCCCACCAGUGAACCCACCAGACUAAUGGUGGAGGACGUGACUGAUACCACCUGCUCCCUGAAGUGGUUCGCUCCAGAGAAGAUCGGCGCCGGGGGUCUGGACGGGUACAUCAUCGAGUUCUGCAAGGAGGGAGAUACCGAGUGGACGGUGGCUAACACUGACCUGGUGGAGCGUCAGAACUACGUGGUGAGGAAUUUACCCACCGGUGAGAAGAUGAAUUUCAGGGUUGUGGCGGUGAACAUCGCCGGCAAAAGUCCUCCGGCGCUCCUGUCCCAGCCCGUCACCGUCCGAGAGAUCAUGGAACAUCCCAAAAUCCGCCUCCCUCGUCACCUGAGAACCAAGUUCAUUAAGAGAGUGGGAGAGACCGUCAACCUGGUCAUUCCUUUCCUGGGUAAACCUCGUCCCGUGGUCACGUGGCUGAAGGACGGAGAACCGGUGGACCUUAAGAAGGUGGGGGUCAGGAACUCUAACGUGGACACGGUGCUGUUCAUCCGCUCAGCUGAGAGGGAUCACUCAGGGAAGUACACGCUGGUGGUGCAGAUCGAGAACAUGGAGGACCGCGCCAACAUCGACAUCCGCGUGGUGGAUAUGCCGGGACCUCCUGUGGCACUGAAGAUCACCGACGUUUGGGGUUUUAAUGCAGCGCUGGAGUGGAAACAACCGAAGGAUGACGGAAACACCGAGAUCACUGGGUACACCAUCCAGAAAGCUGAUAUGAAAACCAAGGAGUGGUUCACCGUGUACGAGCAUAACCGGCGCACCAACUGUACCAUCUCAGACCUGGUGAUGGGGAACCAGUACCAGUUCCGUGUGUACAGUGAGAACCUGGUGGGUCUCAGCGAGGACCCGGGCUUCAGCAAGGACAUCGCCACCAUCGCCAAAACCGGGUUACAGUAUAAAGCUGCUCCGUAUAAAGAGAAGGACAUGAACUGCAUCCCCAAAUUCACCACACCCUUAGUGAAUCGAUCUUCAGUGGUGGGGUACAGCACCGCCAUCAGCUGCUCCGUCAAGGGCUUUCCCAAGCCCAAGAUCGUGUGGAUGAAGAACAGGAUGAUCAUUGGAGAUGAUCCCAAGUACCUGAUGCAGAACAAUCAGGGCGUCCUGACCCUGAACAUCCGUAAGCCGAGUCCCUUCGACGGAGGGAAGUACGCCUGCAUGGCUGUAAACGAUUUGGGGAAGGACGAGGUGGAGUGCACUCUCGAGUUUAAAGCUUUAGCAGUAGAGAAGAAGGACUGAGAAGCUCCAGAAUGAGAUGAUCUGAGAUGAUGUGAGAUGAUGUGAAGAACUGAAGAGGAGCUGCAGAUACACAAAUCAAUAGAAGAUUUCAAUAAAUAAUAUAAAAAAAUCAAAGCAUAAAAGCAAUAAAGUAUAAAAUCAAUCUGAUAA